Molecule: messenger RNA, 5481 nt
Organism: Eublepharis macularius
Lineage: Eukaryota; Metazoa; Chordata; Lepidosauria; Squamata; Eublepharidae
Product: zinc finger protein 420-like
Exons: 4
Coding region: 955-2817 (620 amino acids)
Biological process (GO): negative regulation of transcription by RNA polymerase II
Molecular function (GO): DNA-binding transcription repressor activity, RNA polymerase II-specific
Source: RefSeq, a predicted model, not a curated record
GUAAAAUCCGGUGCUGCGUGUCCAGCUUGCCAAGGCCGCGCCUCCCUCUCCUUCCCCCGCUGUCCUUUGCAGGCUUAAGGGGUGCGAUCCUCCCUUCCCGGAGGCGCCGCCAGGAGGGGGCCUGGCAAGGCUUCGCCAAAGGGGCUCCGCUUCUCCCCACGCGCCCCGCCGCGGCUCCUUCGCCGACAGCAAUGAAGAUACACUCUUGACGACUUCUCCAGUGUCUCCUCCCUGUGGUGAAGGAAAAGGACCAGCCAUGCAAGCAGCUCAGGUAGGGGAGGGAGCGGUCACUGGGGAGGCGUCCAGGGGACAGCAGGAUGGGCUCCUUCUCCAUUGCAAGGCUCAGGGGAUUGGACUUCUUCCCCUUGGUUCUGGUGCUGCAAGAUAUCAAGGUUGGCCACUUUGAAGGUGGGAAAAUGGUCACCCCCUGUGUAGCAUCCUAUCUUCAGAGAAGAAAAGAAUCCUGUCCACAAAACGACCCACCAAAAAGGAUUUGCUCCUCUAUGUGGACAUCUCUGGACUCUUCCUCAAAAAGCUACAUGGCCCCUGUGACUAAGGACCGCCCCCUCUGGCCCAAAGAUGCCCCCCCAAGAGGGCUGGGAGGGAAGAGCCCAAUGUCCCCAUGGGGCUCUUUCUGCCACCCCUUUGUUGGUGGAGUUCCACUUUGGUUUUACCAUUCUUAGUUUUGCUUCUUUCUUUAUUUUAUUUCCUAGUUUUCUCUCUGAUCAGGGACCCAAAGCUGCUUUUCACAUCAGCCUCCUCCACUUAAUUCUCACAGCAACAACCUUGUAAGGAAGGUUACUCUGAGAGACAGACAGGCCCAACGUCCCCAGAUGAGCUUCCACAGAAGUGCAGAGAUUCAAACUCAGCUGUCCCAAGUCCUGGUCUGCCUUUCUACUCACUAAGCCACACUAGAAUCUUGGAUCUUCUUUCUUGUAGACCAGCUUUCUAGUGAUGUUAAGAAAUGCUUCUUUCUUCUACUUCCAGGGUGGGGUGUCCUUUGCAGAGGUGGCUGUGUAUUUCACACAGGGGGAGUGGAGAUUGCUGAGCCCAUCCCAGAGAACUCUCUAUAAGGAAGUCAUGCUGGAGAAUUUUGUGAACGUGGCCUCUCUGGGGCCUCAGAUUGCCAAGCCUGGCCUCAUCUCCUGGCUGGAAGAGGAGGAGGAGGAGCAGUUUCCCCUGAUCUCUGAUGAAGAGGAGGGAUUGGCAGGAGGCGUAUGGAAGUCAUGGAAUGAAGUGGAAGAACAUCUGGUGACUAACAAAGAAGAAACAUAUUCAGAUGUGAAAGAGAGCGUUGAAUAUAAUGGUGCCCUAAAGAAGCAGAAAGGAAAAGAUUCAUCGAAAGAGAGGAAUAAUUCUGACUUUUUGCAGCAUGGAGACUUUCGAGUACAAAACAUAUAUAAUGGAGUAAACCGUAUGGAAUGCACUGCUACCAGGAAAAAUAAGAAGAAAAAAUAUAAAUUUCUGGAAUGUGGAAAAGGCUUCAAUCGGGAUGGAAAUUUUACUGUCCAUCAAAGAAUUCACACAGGGGAGAAACCUUAUAAAUGCCUGGAGUGUGGGAAAAGCUUCAGUCACAGUGGCGAUCUUACUGUCCAUCAAAGAAUUCACACAGGGGAGAAACCAUAUAAAUGCCUGGAGUGUGGGAAAAGCUUCAGGCAGAGUGGACAUCUUACUGUCCAUCAAAGAAUUCACACAGGGGAGAAACCAUACAAAUGCCUGGAGUGUGGAAAAAACUUCUAUUUGAGUACAAAUCUUACUGUCCAUCAAAGAAGUCAUACAGGGGAGAAACCGUAUAAAUGCCUAGAGUGUGGAAAAGGCUUCAGUCAGAGUGGACAGCUUAUUGUCCAUCAAAGAAUACACACAGGGGAGAAACCAUAUAUAUGCUUUGAGUGUGGAAAAAGCUUCAGUCUGAGUGGACAUCUUAUUGUUCAUCAGAGAAUUCACAUAGGGGAGAAACCAUAUAAAUGCCGGGAGUGUGGAAAAAACUUCAGCCGGAGUGGAGAGCUUACUGCCCAUCAACGAAUUCAUACAGGUGAGAAACCAUAUAAAUGCCUGGAGUGCAGAAAAAAUUUCAGUCAGAGUGGCGAUCUUAUUGUCCAUCAAAGAAUUCACACAGAGGAGAAACCAUAUAAAUGCCUGGAGUGUGGAAAAAGCUUCAAUUGGAGUGGAAGUCUUAUGGCCCAUCAAAGAAUUCACACAGGAGAGAAAUUAUAUAAAUGCCUGGAGUGUAGAAAAACCUUCAGUCAGAGUGGCGAUCUUAUUGUCCAUCAAAGAAUUCACACAGGGGAGAAACCAUAUAAAUGCUUGGAGUGUGGAAAAAGCUUCAGUUGGAGUGGAAGUCUUACUGUCCAUCAAAGAAUUCACACAGGGGAGAAACCAUAUAAAUCCCUGGAGAGUGGAAAAAGCUUCAGUCAGACUGGUGAUUUUAUUGUCCAUCAACGAAGUCACACAGAGGAGAAACCAUAUAAAUGCUUGGAGUGUGGAAAAACCUUCAGUCGGAGUGGUGAUCUUAUUGUCCAUCAAAGAAUUCACACAGAGGAGAAACCAUAUAAAUGCCUGGAAUGUGGAAAAAGCUUCAGUUGGAGUGGAAGUCUUACUGUCCAUCAAAGAAUUCACACAGGGGAGAAACCAUAUAAAUGCCUGGAGUGUGGAAAAAACUUUUCUCGAGGUGGAACUCUUAAUAUCCAUCAAAGAAUUCACACAGGGGAGAGACCAUAUCAAUGCCUGGAGUGUGAAAAAAGCUUCAGUCAGAGUGGACAUCUUACUAACCAUCAAAGAAUUCACAAGGGAGAAACCGUACAAAUGCCUGGAGUGUAGAAAAAGCUUCAAUCAGAGUAAUAAACUUACUGUCCAUCAAAGAAUUUGCACAGUGGAGAAACCAUAUAAAUGCCUGGAGUGUGGAAGAAGCUUCAGUGCUAGUAGACACUUUAUUUACCAUCAAAGAAUUCACACAUUGUAGAAACAGUAUAAAUGCCUGGAAUGUGGAAAAAAACUUCAGUCACAUUGAAAGCUUUAUUUUAAGAAUUUACUCCGGUGGGGGACAUGCUGUAGAAAUGCUUGGAGUUUUGAUGGACAUUUCUUCAAAUAGAUUGGCUUACAAAAUUAGAAUGUAAUGCAACAGUUCAUAGUGAUCUCUACCAUAGUUUAGUUUAAUUACCUCAAAAAUUUCAGAGAUUAUAAGCCAAAUCUUGAGAACCCACCAUCUGCAGCGUAUCACAAUUUUGUUGAGAUAGGGGAGCAAGACGCUCCAGGCUUCAUGGUCCAGGUUGCAGAGUGAGUGUGCUGAGGUCCCUAGCAUCCUUGACUAGAUCCACUGCUCACAAAGCAGUGCCUGAUGACAUCCCUCUGAGUGGCCGAAAGGGCUACAGGCAACUACCCCCUUGGCCCUUCUUCCCAUUGGCAUCAAGAGGUCAUGGAGGGAAGACGCAGGAACUGAGUAACCACAACAAAGGUCUGUGAUGUCAGUGACAUGCUAGUGCACCCCACAAAUGAGUCAUGUAAGUUUAUGAUCCGGCAGGUGGGGCCCAGAGUUCUUUUGGAAUUACAUUUCCAGACCAUAGAGACCAGUUGGUCUAACCUCAAUUUUCCCAGCAUGCAUGUAUGUGAAUGCCCCCCCCCCAUCCAGAUUUAUGAAGAGGAAACCAUUCUAUGAAGCCCUAUGGGAAUAUUACAGACUAGUAACAAAACCCAUUGAUGGAAAAAAACCAGGGGCUCUAGAAAGGGAAGGGCAAGCAGGCAGGCAUUGCUACCUACUCUGUUCCUGAUCCCGACCAGGGGAAGGGGGGGCAUUGCCACCUGCACCGCUCCAGAUCCCAGCCAUGUGAAGGGGGGGUGAAUGUUGCCACCUGCUCCCCACCUGAUUCCUGCUGGAUGUCGGGGGGAUAUUCCGAGGGGGGAAGGGGGGCAUUGCCAUGUGCUCUGCUCCUGGCCAGGUGGUGAGCAUUGCCACCUGCUUCGUGCUUCAUCCCAGCCGGGUGAAGGGGGGCGGUGGCGUUGCUAUUUGCUCUGCUCUUUUUAAAAAAAUUUUUUUUUAUUGGAUUAGAAAUCAAUAUAAUGCUCAUUACAAUCAAUUUCCUUUAAAUAGUCCAGUUCUAACCCCCUCCCUUUCCCCCCCUUUUGUUGACUUCCAACAGUUUUCCAACCCCUUAUCCAUUUUCCCCCCUACUCAUUUCAAACUUAUUUUAUUCUAUUAAGCAUAUUCUUUCACUCUCUUCUAAGCUUAUCUAUUAUAACACAGUGCUAUCUCUAUUUCCUUUCCCACUUAACUUAUCAACUAAAUAUUACCUUCCUGGCAUAUCUUCUUUAAUAAUAAUAAUCAUUUGUCUAAUUUUUUAUUCUAUACUCUAUCUUACUCAUUCUAAUCUCGUCAAUAUGGGACAAACAAUUUGUCCCUCAUUCUACAUAACUUUAAGUACUUCUAUAAACAUUGUAUACAUUCAAUAUAAGUCAAUCAAUUUAACUUAUACUCUAUAUGUUACUCUUUACUUCCUUCUACAUAUCUUAUAUUCAUUCUAUUUUAAUUAUAUAGUUUCUCCAUUAUACAGUUGUCUACCGGAAAUAAUCAAUCAAUUUGACCCAUACUCUGCAUAUUUCUAAGUACUUCUGUAAACACAGUAUACAUUCAGCAUAAGUCAAUCAAUUUAACUUAUAUUCUGUAUGUUACUAUAUAUUUCUUUCCACCUUUCUUGUAUUCAUUCUAUUUUAAUUAUAUAAUUUCUCCAUUAUACAGUUAUCUGCCAGAAAUAAAAUUAGUUAAUUUCUAUCCUUAUAAUUCUUAUAAUAACACCUCUAUUACUUAGUACUAUAUAUAAUAGUCAAAUAAAAUAGUUGCUUAGAAUUUCUCAUUUAACUCUCCUCCCCCCGGUAAAGUCACCUCCCUCUUCUUUUGUUGUAUUUCAGUAAUUUUCAAACUGCCACAGUUCUCCUCCCACCUCCCAUUUUUUCACCAAAUAUUGUUUCAGCUUCUCCCAAUCCAUGUUGAACUGUCCUGGAUCAAGGUCUCUCAGUUUCCUUGUCAUUUUGUCCAUUUCCGCCAUGUACAGCAAUUUAUAAAUCCAGUCCUCGAUAGUUGGCACUUCUUGUACUUUCCACUUUUGCGCGUACAAAAGUCUGGCCGCUGCUGUCAUAUAAAAUAACAAUGUCCUGUAUUGUGCUGGAAUGUCCUCCAUUCCCAAGUUCAGUAGCAGGAGUUCUGGGUUCUUGUUAACUUGAAAUGGUAAAAUCUCACUUAUCACUCUUAUUAUUUCCCCCCAGUACUGCCUAGCUACCUCACAAGUCCACCGCAUGUGGUACAAAGAUCCUUCAUGCUUUUUACAUUUCCAGCAUUUAUUAGACGUAUUUAAAUUCCCUAGCGCAAUUUUCUUUGGUGUCAAAUACCAACGGUAAAUCAUUUUGUAGACGUUCUCUUUAAUAUUAGUGCAUGUCGUUAUCUUCAACGUAUUUUUCCACAAGUAUUCCCACACCUCCAUUGUUAUUUCUUUA